AUGGAGACCCUUGCCGUGGGAACCCUCAACAACCUCCACACUCUCGGAGUGGGAGUUGCGUGUACCGCCUUUGUGAUGACUGAGUUGCAAAGGCGAUUUGAGUUGACCACCGUCGAUCUGAAGUCGCAAUCCUUGCGAAUCCUCUGCCGGAGUUUGCCAGAAACCUGUGCCUUGGCGGCGACGCUGCUGGUGGCCUUGGCCCUGCGGCUCUUCUCAAACCCAGAUCGAAAUGUCUCGGCGGAUCCAGUGGAAAUACAAGUUUGGGAGCAGAUCAAGCAGGAGUGGCCCAUUCUGAUGGGUGCGGACACCCUGUUGGCGGUGCAGGCCAUGCUGAGGCUCUUGGUGUGGGUGGCAGUGGUUCUCCGCAUGUCCCAAGAAACGGAUGGAUCUCCUUUGGCAGGAGCUUCGUCGACACUUUACUUGGCAGCAGCUGGAGCACGAAGCCUUCUUUCAGCGCAGACGUCCGCUUAUGGUCUGGACGGACCUCUUGGCGGUUCCUUCGCUGUUUUCUGUGAGGUCACCUCCGGUGUGUGGCUGGCUGCCCUUUGCUCCAAGGUCGGCAGAGGCUCCUGGUGCUCGGGCGCUUUCUUCGCGAUGGCGGCCUGGGCAGCGUCGCGUCACUACCUGAACCUCUCCGGAGCCGAGCCGGGAGGCGACUACUCCAAUGACAGGCUCUUCAUCCUGGCGCACUGCCUGGAGUUCUUUGGAUCGAUGGCAUUUUUGGCACGAUCUUUCCGCACUGUGGCCGGGGAGCCUGAGUCGAUCCAGGCCCAAGCCCUGAACCCGCGCAGGGUGUCGACUUCCUGGGACGGCUUUGUGUACUUGCUGCUGGCGGCCCAGCAGGCCUUGCCGGCCUAUUACUUUCUGACGGCCUUCGCGCCAUGUCAAAGACUCGUGGGUGAAGGUCGACCAUUCUGUCUGUUGAUCAUGGCAAAUCUGCUCCAGCUGGCUUUCCUGCUCUGUGCCUUGGCCUUCUACGUGGCUGGCCUACUUGGCGUAUCCACAGUCCAGGGAGGUGAGCCGGCAGUGCUGUUGAUGGAUUCCGGCAAAGGCACUGACAGACACUCUGCGGCUGCAGAGGCCAACGUAGCGGCCCUCAGGAAUCCCUUUGCAGCACUGCUCAACUUCAGUGCGUGCUGGGUGCUUGCUUCGUGGUAUCAGCGGGGAAAGGGGGAAGUGUACUGUGUGGGGGCCAUCAGGCUUGUUCAGUCGCGUGGCAUUCCUGUCGCCCUGGAGGGUAAGGACCUGCUCUGUCGUGCACGAACCGGGAGCGGCAAGACUCUGUGCUACGCAAUCCCGCUUGUGCAGCGACUGCUUCAAGAGGUGGAAGCCAAAGGUUCUGCGACACCUCUGAGUGGUCUCAUACUAGUUCCCACCAAGGAGCUCAUAGCUCAGGUACACCGCGUUGUGACUUCUUUGCUAGGCUUCUGUUUCGAUGUUCUCACCGUGGACAUCCUCCUCUCGGGUGACAAGUACAGCAAAGCAGAGCUGCCUGUGAUGUUGGUGACAACACCUUCCUCGCUUCUUGCACUGGUGAAGCAACGUGAGGCCAGAGGUGCCAUGAAACCGUUGUCAGAGACACUCAAAGUCUUGAUUCUGGACGAGGCUGACCUUAUGUUUUCAUACGGUUACGAGGAGGAUGUCAAAGCUCUUUGUGCCUUGAUGCCACCCAAAUACCAGGCGAUGCUGGUCUCUGCGACUUUGUCAGAGGAAGUUGAGCAGCUCAAGGGCCUGAUGCUCCACAAGCCGGUCGUCCUCAAGCUGGAGGAGCCGCGCGUGACGGGAAAGCUUACACAGUUUUACUUUGUCUGCCACAAGACCGACAAGUACCUGAUCAUCUAUACGCUGCUGAAGCUGCAGCUGAUACAGGGAAAGACGCUUAUUUUCGUGCAGAGCAUUGAAGCGGCCUAUCGGCUUAAGAUCCUGCUGGAGCGCUUCAGCAUUAACUCCGCCGUGUUGAACUCCGAGCUACCGCACGCUAGCCGUCAGAACAUCAUCGACUCCUUCAAUCAGGGGGCAGUGGAGCUGCUUGUUGCCACUGAUGAGGGCCUUGGGGGCAAUGAGGACAGAAACUGCAAUGCACGCACGUGCAGAGCGAGAGCCGCCGAAGGAAGAAGUGGCCGAGGCCGGACCAGCUUGGCUCCGUUGCUUCCACGGGCUCUGGCUCUUCUCUGGCUCUUGCACUUCGAACGCUGUAGGAGGGCUUACCCAAGUUCGGACAGCUGCAGACCGAAGUUACGAGUGCUUCAAACUACCUAA
Messenger RNA from Symbiodinium necroappetens, 2259 nucleotides. The record is from the annotation of a GenBank genome assembly. Lineage: Eukaryota; Dinophyceae; Suessiales; Symbiodiniaceae.